Messenger RNA from Vicia villosa (hairy vetch), 1449 nucleotides. RefSeq lists its product as uncharacterized. The coding region runs from base 1 to 1449 and encodes 482 amino acids. The transcript has 10 exons. The record is from RefSeq and is a predicted model, not a curated record. Lineage: Eukaryota; Viridiplantae; Streptophyta; Magnoliopsida; Fabales; Fabaceae.
AUGUCUAGGGCUCCCAUUCUCAUUAAGGAGCUGGUCCAAGGGAACCAGGAGUGGAAAAUGCACAUCAGGGUCGUUGACCUGUGGGUUGUUACAGAAAAAACAGGGUAUCAACACCUAGAGUGUGUUCUACAAGAUGGAACGGGUGACCAAAUCCAUGUGACCACUAGCCGUUGGGAUUUUAAAGAUUGGAUAGAGCAGAUCAAAGAGCACGAAACUGAUUAUCUGUAUAAUGGGGAGCCUAUGGCUAAUGAUGGCCCUUUGAAAGUAUGUUCGAACCCUCUCAAGAUUCUUUUUAAUGGAGGCACUACUCUCACCAAGGUGGACAUGCCGGACAUCCCACCACACAAAUUCAACUUCCAUGCCAUUGAAAACUUUCUCAAUGGACAUUUCAAGCCUGAUAUGCUCUAUGAUGUUGUUAAGACACAAAUGGGGGGUGGGGGUAAGAAGUCCUGUACCAAUAUCACAUUACGUGACGUUGUGGGAAAUGCCAUUGAAGUUGCUUUAUGGGUAUCUGGAUUACCAAGUCUAUCUAAUGCUUGGAAUGGCUCGAAACUCCUGAUUAACUUAGACCAUCCACAAGUGGAAACCUUCAAAACCAGUUUUGGAGCAGCUGAUUUGUCAAAUGCAUCCAACCUUUCUCUAUCACUAACUUGUGAUUCAUCCAUUCAAUCCACAAACCAGAAUUGGACUAGCCGUAAUAAGGUCAGGACUAUCCGUGACAUUUAUGAAGGAGAAAAGGAUUGUUUUGCAACUACUAUUGGAACUACCAAACGAUUCAAGGCUUCAAGGUUUGGAUGGUUUUUUGAGAGCUGCCCCGGAUGUAAGAUUUCUAUCAAGUCCGUUGGAGGGAAAGUUGAGUGCCACUGUGGAAUUAAAGAUGUUGAACCAAUUACUAAAUUCAAAAUAGAAGUUGAAGUUGAAUAUGAUGGAUUUAAUGGAACCUUUGUCUUUUGGGAUAAGGAUUGUGUCCCAUAUACUAAACUGUCUGCUAAAGAGUUAAGAAAGCUCAUGAUAGCGAAUGGAGAAGACAACCCAAAAAUAUGGCCGGCUCAAGUUGACAAUUUGUUGAAUAAGGAAAUGGCGUUCCGUAUCAAAUUUCAAUCAUCUUACAAACAGUAUUCAAUUGUGACAAUUCUUAAUGAGGAUAAUGUUUACAACAAACUUAAGGGAUACCUAACCCCGGAUGAGGAGCAUACAUCAAAUGCUCAUGUUUUGGAGAUCUCCAAUUCUGAUCCAAAUCAUGAGCCAACUGAACCUAUUAUGACACUAUCUGCUCAAGCUUCGAUAUCUCCUCAACCUUCGUCUGCAAGCUCCGGCAGCACACCUGCCAAGAGGGGAGCUAUUUCAACAUCAGUUAAUGAGUUGAUUGAUGCUGAAGAUCUGACUCCUAAACAAUCUGCUACUAAGGCUAAGACUGCAAGAAAGAUCAAGCAUAUCAAGAAGGAGUAA